Molecule: messenger RNA, 826 nt
Organism: Linum trigynum
Lineage: Eukaryota; Viridiplantae; Streptophyta; Magnoliopsida; Malpighiales; Linaceae
Source: the annotation of a GenBank genome assembly
AACCGAUUCAUUCAAUCCACAACUAAAUCCAAUCUCCUCACUCUUCGUCCUCUCGAGCAAGCAACAGCAACAAUGUCCGGCCGCGGCAAGGGAGGAAAGGGAUUGGGAAAGGGCGGAGCGAAGAGGCACAGGAAGGUCCUCCGUGACAACAUCCAGGGCAUCACCAAGCCGGCCAUCAGACGUCUGGCUCGCCGUGGCGGCGUCAAGCGUAUCAGCGGCCUCAUCUACGAGGAAACCCGCGGCGUCCUCAAGAUCUUCUUGGAGAACGUGAUUCGUGACGCCGUCACCUACACCGAGCACGCUCGCCGGAAGACCGUCACCGCCAUGGAUGUUGUCUACGCGCUCAAGAGGCAGGGAAGGACAUUGUACGGCUUCGGCGGUUGAUUUCUUAGGGUUCUUUGACGGUUUCCUCAGGAUUCUCUUCUUUUAGCUGUAGUUCUCGCCUAUUUGUUCAUAUUCUGGGAAUGAACUUUUGGAAAUUAGGGUUUCAAUUGCUCAAUUUCGGCUGGUCUAUGUUUGUAAUAGCUCAUCUUGUUAUAAUGAAACGAUGGAUUCGAUGAAUUGUGACAUUUCUUGUUUGUUGAUCCUUUGUAUUGAACCUCUCUGACUUUUGGAUUUUCAUUGCUAUCGAUUCUGGAAGGCGGAGUCGUUUUCAAAGUGAACGAGUUCUUCUACCUACAAAUACUUCAACUGUCUCAAAUUAAUUUUUUACGUCAUUUCUCCGUUUCAAUGCCAAUGUUUCUCUUGUUACGAGUGAACUUCUAUUAACUUUCCACUAUUUACAUUUUCGUCAUAUCCUUGUUCUGAAUAACGGCUGUUCGUUAAC